This is a messenger RNA of Heterotrigona itama, 2532 nucleotides long. Lineage: Eukaryota; Metazoa; Arthropoda; Insecta; Hymenoptera; Apidae. The record is from the annotation of a GenBank genome assembly.
CAGUAAACAAUAAACGUUUGAAUUAAUGUUAUAAUAUUUUACUUCUUUCCAACAAAUUGAACGAGCUAAGUGAUCUAAUUAUUGUCCACGUGACUUUGUUUUGCGCUUCAAUUUCAAACGUAUAGGUUAGAAAUCAUGUUGACGUCUAAGUUAACGAAAAACCCGUGGCUCAGAAGGUUUCAAAAAAGAUGCGCGUCGAGAGGUUCAACGAUCGUGAAAACAGGACACGAGGAACUGGAAAUCACGAGAAUUCGUAAUAUCGGAAUUUUGGCACACAUCGACGCUGGCAAAACUACCACCACGGAAAGAAUGUUGUACUAUUCCGGCCUUAUUAAACAUAUGGGGGAGGUUCAUCAUGGAAAUACAGUGACAGAUUACAUGGAUCAGGAGCGUCAGCGUGGCAUAACUAUCACUUCCGCAGCGGUGACAUUUCAAUGGAAACACUACCGUAUCAAUUUGAUUGACACUCCAGGACACAUCGACUUCACCAUGGAAGUGGAACAAACCCUAAGAGUAUUAGACGGAGCAGUUGUCAUAUUGGAUGGAAGCGCAGGCGUCGAGGCUCAGACACUGACAGUUUGUAGACAGGCUGACAAAUAUGACAUACCCAGAAUUAUUUAUGUGAAUAAGAUGGACAGGUCGGAUGCUAACUUUGACAACUGUUUAAGAUCCAUCGAGUCAAAGUUAAACACAGAAGUGUUACCCACGCAGUUUCCCAUUAAAGAGAAGGGAAACUUAGAAGGGAUCGUGGAUGUUAUCACCAUGGAAAAGUUGAUGUUCGACAAGAAAGACAUGGGUAUGAGAUACGCCAAGGUAAAAUUAUCCGAGAACCAGGAUGAAAUUUUGUGGGAAAUAGCGAGUGAAAAACGUAGAAGUUUAACGGAUAAAUUGUCCAAUAUGGAUGACGAAUUGGCUGACACAAUCAUAGAACAGGAAUCCUUGGAUGCUGUAGCUCCACAAAUGUUAAUCGAUUCCUUGAGGAGGUCAACUAUAAGCAGAAAGGGUGUUCCUGUGCUGUUGGGUAGUUCAUACAAGAAUAUUGGAGUACAACCUCUGAUGGACAGCGUUCUCUUGUAUUUACCAUCACCGAACAGUAGUAAAUCGUCCGUGCAUUACCGUUGUUUUGACAACAACUUUUGCGCCAGAGCAUUCAAAGUUGUACACGACAAACAAAAGGGGCCGAUUACAUUUUUUCGAAUUUACAAUGGCAGUGUAGAGAGAGGCAUGAAGCUGUAUAACGUUCGGACAGAGGACAAGGAACCGGUAGGAAAGUUCUACAUCGCGUGUGCCAACGAGUACCAAGAAAUAGCAAAGAUCACGGACGGCAACAUUGCAGCGAUAACAGGAUUAAAAAGUACAAUGGCUGGGGACUUGGUGACGACGAAUCUGAAAGCAACGAGACAAGCAGAGAAGAAACUAAGAGCAGAGAAAGGUGUUACUCCGGAAGAUGUGGAAAGGAUAUUCGAUAGCAACUCGAGAGCGUUAGAGCCAGUCUUCUUCUGUUCGAUCGAGGCACCGUCGUUGUCUGCGCAGGUAGCUUUAGACAAGGCUCUACAGGAACUCGAGAGGGAAGACCCAAGUUUGAGGGUGACGCAAAACGAAGAGACCGGUCAGAUCGUGCUUGGGGGGAUGGGUGAAUUGCAUCUAGAGAUUAUCAAAGAGAGGAUUAAAACCGAAUACAAGGUCGAUGCUGAUUUAGGACCCCUGGAAAUCUCCUACAAGGAGACCAUAACGGAACCUAUUCAAGAUACUUUCUCCUAUGAGUAUAAGAUGGCAGACGUUAGCCCGAAAGUUACGAUAACAAUGUCUUUGAUACCGAAUCAUCAGAAGAAAGAGAUUUUAUUAUUAGACAAUUCGAUGAAUGUUGAGUCAAGAGCCAUGCAAGAAAAUAUGAUGAAGGCCGUGAAGAAGGGAAUCACAACGGUGCUUUCGCACGGGCCGAAGUUAAGUUACCCGGUAGUAAACGUGGGCAUUAAAUUGCAUAAUUUGCAAUAUGGGCCUGGUACCACACCGUCGUUGGUCAGUGCUGCUGUCUCACAGAGUAUCCGACAGUUGAUGAAGAACGCCGGGGUUAGCCUUCUGGAACCUAUCAUGAGAGUGGAAAUUAUAGUGUUCGAGAACUAUUUAAGCGCUAUCAUGAAAGACUUGCCGAGGAGACGUGCGGAGAUAAAACACAUCGAUGCCUGCAGGCAAAACAAGGGCAUUGGUGUGAUCCAUCCUUCGCUUGCGACAUCUAGCUGCUGCCAUCUUGUUUCUCUCUCUGCGUAUCUGUCUUCGUUCCUCCUCUUCCGGAGUCAUCCCGAUCGUCCUGGUGGGCCUUCUGCCACCCAUGUUGCGUCUGGUUGGCUGCUGCUGUUGCGGCUGUGUUGUCUGCUGGCUGUCCACAAGGAUGGUGUUGGCUGCCACGGGGGCGGCGACGGUGGUGGUAACGACGUGGUGCGGCGCCGCCGUGUUUUGCGUCUGUGCCGGCGUCGGUUGCGAAGGUUCCACCAACGGUGGCACGAAACCUGCCUCGCGGCUGUGCGAUCCUGA